AUGAACAAUUCAAGUCGCUUGCAAAAACCAGAGGCAGCUACCUCAAGUUCAUCGAAUAUCAAGAGAAAAAAAAGUGCUUUGGAAGAAGACCUUACGCAAUGUGGAAUCGUACUUUUCCGUGCAGUUUGUAGAAACUAAGGAUCAACGCGGAAAUUGCCUGGAAAGUUCGCUUAAUGAAUAUUCCUAACGGAGUGCUUAUUAAUUUAAUGUAUUCCGCCGCCCUUCUGCGUCGUAUAUAAUCAACGCGGAACCUCGAACUUCGAUCGGGCGCUUGGCAAUUUCGCCAACGAGCGGUUUCGCCUUUGGAUGGAAGCGGCCUCUUCCCGUCUCAAGAUCGAUCACAACCAUCAUCAUUUAUCGAACUCGGCGUUUGAUCGUCUCGUUGAUUCGUCAUGGACGGCACGAUACCGAAGAAGAAGGAGCGCGCGAGUGCAUUGUCGAAGCUGAUCACUCUGUUCUGCGGCGCGAAAUCGCCGCCCAAGAAACAGGGGAAAACAGAGGCCGAGCAGUCGCCGCCGCCGCUGCCGCCUUCUUCUACGAUUAUUCCCAGCGUCUCCAAGUCGUCGUCGUCGUUGCACCACGUUUUCUGCUACUUCGACGAGAACGGCGACGGGAAGAUCUCGGCGACGGAGCUGCAGAGCUGCAUGCGGUCGAUAGGGGAGGAGCUGUCGCACGAGGAUGCGUUGUCGGUGGUGGAGUCGAGCGACAGCGACGGCGACGGCUUGCUGGGGUUCGACGACUUUGUGAGGCUGGUGGAAGGGGACGAGAGCGAGGAGAAGGAGAAGAAUCUGAGGGAGGCGUUCAAGGUGUACCAGGAGGCCGGCGACGGGUGCAUCACGCCGAGGAGCCUGCGCCGGGCGCUUGGGAAGCUCGGGGAGACCAAGAGCGUGGAGGAGUGCACGGUUAUGAUCCGGCAGUACGAUAUCAACCGCGAUGGCGUCAUCACGUUCGAUGAGUUCCGGAUAAUGAUGUUCUAGGCACCUUCAUUUUCCCCUGUCCCUGUCUUGUUCAUGUCGAUUUGUCUGAGGAUCGUGUUCGACUUCGUCUUGAUA
Molecule: messenger RNA, 1052 nt
Organism: Zingiber officinale
Lineage: Eukaryota; Viridiplantae; Streptophyta; Magnoliopsida; Zingiberales; Zingiberaceae
Product: probable calcium-binding protein CML31
Exons: 1
Coding region: 393-977 (194 amino acids)
Molecular function (GO): calcium ion binding
Source: RefSeq, a predicted model, not a curated record